AUGAAGUUUGGCAAGACCUAUUUGAGCCAUCAGAUUCCAGAAUGGUCGAUCUACUAUAUGAACUACAAGCAUCUCAAGAAGAUCAUCAAGUCGAUAGACGCUAUCAAGGGCUCGGAGUACGAAGUUGAAGACGGAGAAAAGCUUUUGGAAUACAUCAGAGACAAGCUAGGUUUGUUCUUUUUCGAAAUUGACCGGAAUAUUGAAAGCGUUGACGAGUUUUACAAUGCCAAAUUUAAGGAGUACGAGCGGAGGUUGCACAAGAUUGUUGACGUUUUGGGGUACAAGGACAGCUUGGUGACCCACAAGGUUGAGAGCAAAGAAGAGUUGGAUGAAGUCAUCAGUAUAUUGAUUGAAUUGCGAUCUCUCUUUAGAAACCUCAAGUGGUUUGGAGAGUUGAACCAUCGCGGCUUCAUCAAGAUUCUAAAAAAGUUGGAUAAGAAAUUGACCUCGAUUUUGAAUGAAGACGGCACCGCUGGCGGUCAGGAAUUGUCAAAUACCAACAAGGAGGCAUAUUUGAACACGAGGAUAGAUGCGUUGCCGUUUUCGCAUGAAGCUGAAGUUGCCAGCAAUUUGGAUACCAUUCAUAGGAUAUUGUUGCAGUUGGGUAGUUUGGGACUACCGGAUGAAACCAUCAAGUUGGAGCACUUGCAUCUCGAUGACCUAUCGGGUGAAACGUACAAGCAAAUUUUCGCCAGUGAUGAUGCAGAAGCCUUGGCGAAGCAUUUUCUUGUGGAGGGCAAGUCUGACAAAUUCACAAUCUCGCUUUUAACCAAGGCUGCUCUAGCAAAUGCCACGAGAUGCAUUGAUGUCAUCUGGGAACAUCUCAGCAGCUUAUUCGACGAAAAGGACAUCAAUGGUAGAAACUUUUUCCACCAGUGCAUCAUUGGUUUGGGCAAGGAGCAGUUUAUUAGAGAAGAACAAGUCAAACCUGGGGAUUCGCCAAAUUGGUUAAUUGGGAGUAAGAACGGCGCUGAUAACAACAACAUCAACAACACCGGUGGAUUGCUUUACGUUUUAAACAAGUUGCAAGAUAAGCCAUUGCUCAUUGCCAAGGACCAUUACCAUCGAACACCGUUGCAUUAUGCUGCCCAGUAUGGGUUGGUGCAAGCAACCAACAUUUUGCUUGACCACUAUGGGAAGUGGGAGCUCAUUGACAAGUCCCAGUCCAUCGACAAUAUCGAAAUCUGGGGAGACCAAGAAGGGUUUUCACCCUUGCACCUUUCCAUCAUUGGCAAGCACCCAAAAACCACCGAGGUGUUGACCCGGUUCAAUAGCCCCAAUCCGUUGAGAUGCCCCGAUCUUUUGUUGUUGGCGGUUCGUUUGAACUCGAAUAGAAUCUUGAGCUCGUUGAUCAAUGAUGGCAACAUCGACAUCAACUACACGGACUCAAAACACCGCCACGAAACUGCCUUGUACAUUGCCUCCAAGAUGAACUUGCCCGACUUGGUGGAGUUUUUGUUGGAGUCAAACGCAGAUACGCUGAUUGGUGAACGGGUGUUUGGAUGGACUCCGAUUUUCAUUGCCGCUUGCGAAGGCUACGAAACCAUUGUCAAGCUCUUGAAGGAGUUUGAUGCAAACUAUGACAUUGUAGAUGAUAGUGGGUGGUUACCCAUGGAACACGCGUGUCUUCGAGGUCACUUGAAAGUUGCCGAUUUAUUGAAACCAAAGAAUGAAAAGCUUUUGCUUUAUGACACCUAUCACCCGGAGAAUAAUGUUCCUCGAGUGCCCAGUGAAGCAGCUAGCCCCGCGAUGAUGGCUGUCAACAAUGACGAAGAAGUUGAAGAUGUGAGAGCAAGCAGUGUUGACAAGUUGCCCCAGGCCCACAAGCAAGCAGUUAAUGAAUUUUAUAAGCAAUUGAAAAACUCAUCAAAUAGCAAUGUCUCGCGUUCUGUAUCACCAAAGAGGAGGAGAAAAAGCCAUAAGCCGAUCAAAUCAUUUGGUCACAGAUAUUUGAAUGAGAAUGAGAGUUUGAUUUUAAUCACUUUGGGCACCACGGAUUUGAGAGAUAGCAGCGUUCCGGUUGAGUUGAAUAAAGUCUCCUUGGCGCAUAGUUUUGCCACCGAGUUGGACACUGCUUUGUCAUUAUCGAUUACAUGUCGUGACAAGGUGACUAACCAAGCAGUUGAACCACCCGUAGUUGUUGACUUGCCAUUGGAAGAUUACCAUGGCAGUGCAACUGACCCCAUCAGUUUCAAAUUAACCAAUAAUUUGUCCCUUGAUGAUAUCAUCAUCACUUUUGAUUUAAUCCCCACUUAUCAAGUCAACAAAAAAGUCUUGGGAAGAGCCAUUGCUCUUUUGAACAAAGUCUAUACCAAAGUUGGUCCACAUCUCCGGUCUUUAAACAAUAGCAUCACUGUGCCGCUCAUUGAGUCUAAAAACUUGGAUAUACUUGGAUUGAUAAGGUUUGAGUAUCUACAAGUUUUACCUUUCAAGCACCAUGCAAUGAGCAUUGCUCGUUCGGACACGUAUUGGAAGCAAUUGGUAUCCACGAGAGUCAUUGGCCAUCGUGGAUUAGGUAAAAAUGAAAGUGGCCGGCAAUCUUUGCAAUUGGGUGAGAAUACCGUGGAGUCGUUCAUUGCCGCUGCUUCACUUGGUGCUUCGUAUGUCGAGUUUGAUGUCCAGUUGACCAAGGAUUUUGUUCCUGUGGUAUACCAUGAUUUCACCGUGGCCGAAUCUGGUGUAGAUAUCCCCAUGCACUUGUUAACGUUGGAGCAGUUUCUUGGUUUGAACAAGACCCAGGAGAAAUCAAAUCACUCGAUGGAUGAUGAAGUUUUGGUUCGGUCCAAGCCUCGAGCCAAGUCGUCUUAUCAAUUGAAUGGCAAUGGCAACCAGUUCCACCAUGACGAUUUAGUCGAUCGGCAAUUUGAAAGCCAGAUCAAUGAGCGUAUGAAGUUGACUCAAACGUGGAAGAAUAAACAGUACAAGGGAAAUGCACGCGGAACGUCGAUUGCAUCCAAUUUCGUUACCCUCAAGGAUUUGUUUAAGAAAUUGCCGUCAAAUGUCGGGUUCAAUAUCGAGUUAAAGUAUCCCAUGUUGGAUGAAGCGCAGCAGGAAAGCAUGGGCGAGCUUGCUAUUGACAUGAACUUGUACUUGGACACGAUUUUAAAAGUCGUUUACGAUGAAAACUCCCACGGCCGUCACAUUGUUUUCUCCUCCUUCCAUCCAGAUGUCUGCUUGCUUCUUUCGUUGAAACAACCAACAAUGCCCAUCUUGUAUCUCACCGAAGCCGGCUCGGCUCCAAUGGCAGAUAUCCGUGCAUCGUCGUUGCAAAAUGCUAUCCGGUUUGCCAAAAAAUGGAAUUUGUUGGGUAUAGUUUCCGCUGCCGAGACAUUGGUGAAAACUCCACGGUUGGCCCAAGUUGUCAAACUGUCGGGUUUGGUUUGCGUUACAUAUGGUGUUGAAAAUAACGAUACCGAGUUGGCUAAAUUGCAAAUGAGAGCAGGCGUUGAUGCCGUUAUCGUUGAUAGUGUCCUUGCCGUGAGAGAAGGAUUGAGAGAGCAAAAUGAUUCAAUGAAGGAAUUUGAAGAUUCCGGAAGUGAUUAA
This is a messenger RNA of Lodderomyces beijingensis, 3543 nucleotides long. The record is from the annotation of a GenBank genome assembly. Lineage: Eukaryota; Fungi; Ascomycota; Pichiomycetes; Serinales; Debaryomycetaceae.